AUGGGUCCCCUUAAGGUCGCAUACAAAGUGCGCAUCUCGAAACUUAGCGUUUCCUCAGUGAAAAGCGAGUCGAAAUUCAACAUCAAACCAGAGGAAAUAGUCUGGAAGGUCAAAUCCUCAAACUUGCUAUCGAAGAUCAAGACAAUUGUGAAGAGGGAAAAAGUAGUUUUUGGACCAAGGACUUGGAUGGACCAUUGGAAAGACAAUGUCCCUGUCAUAUCCGCUUCCAAGGAGUUUUAUGGACUUCCACAAGCUGUUAUCGAACUCUUGUGGACCUAUAUCAUUGAAAGCGACGAGAAGGGACAAACCUAUUAUAUGAAGCCAAGUCUGAUAGAGAGUGCGUAUCAUUAUGAUUCCCGUAAAGGAAAUUCAGAUGAAGGAUUUAAGGUUCAGAUGACUGGAGCUCGUACCCUACUGCGAAUCAAUAGCUUCUCUCGUUCACUUGCACUAAAGAAAUUUUGUGGAACUCUUCCUAUUUUCCAUGUGCCACUUGAGGACAACGGAAUCCUUCGUUUCGAUCCAAAAAGAGACAUCAUCCACAUACAGGAUUUCAACCAUCUCGCUUGCCAAAUGACCCGAACGGUUGGGAUGGGUCCAACACCCCAUUGGGACUAUGAAUAUUUUACUCAUUCCACUGCUACAGAACUCUUGAAAUUUCAUCCAGAAUUUCAUCAUAUGAGAAAUCUCAUGUUCGUGAAAGAGCGAAGGAGAAAGCUUCACCCCUUUAGACAUCGCAAAAAAUUCGUAGACACCCAACAGCUAUCUCGGCUCUUACACGAAUUAUGGAACAUACACGAAUUGCCUGGCUCGACAUGGCAUUAUUCUACAUCGAUACAGAAUCUUGUCAUCGAUUACACCUCCUUGUGCAAAUCUAUAAUCGUCAUCCAUAAAUUAAUGCACGAGAAAAAUAUCAACACUGUUGGCGCCCGUAGGAUGCCUGAAUUCACAGCUGAAUUUGGGCCCGUAUCAGAUUUCUUCAGAUUCUUGCGCGAAGUUGGCAAUGUCUAA
Molecule: messenger RNA, 1008 nt
Organism: Botrytis byssoidea
Lineage: Eukaryota; Fungi; Ascomycota; Leotiomycetes; Helotiales; Sclerotiniaceae
Exons: 1
Coding region: 1-1008 (335 amino acids)
Source: RefSeq, a predicted model, not a curated record